AUGAAGUUCACUCUUCCCCUCGCCGUCACCGCACUCGUCGCGGCCAUCCGCGUUGUUGCUCAAACCUGCGGCGGUUCACUUCAAUGCUGCUCCGAUGUGGGAGAGCCGGGUGCAAACCCAGCGAUUGCAGGAGCACUCAAGAUCCUCAAUGCCGAGGAUCUGGCCCUCACGUCAGCUUAUACCUCGUUUGGGCUCACCUGCGUUUCAAGCUCGCAGAUCACCACAUGCUCUGGGAUCAGUGCUUGCUGCACCGGUCCUCUCGAUCUUGAGAGCGUCGUAUCGCUGGGGUGCACGCCCAUUAGCUCUUAA
Molecule: messenger RNA, 309 nt
Organism: Peniophora sp. CBMAI 1063
Lineage: Eukaryota; Fungi; Basidiomycota; Agaricomycetes; Russulales; Peniophoraceae
Source: the annotation of a GenBank genome assembly